AUGGGGAUUGUAUGGGUGGAGGUCUGUUUGAUAUCUGCUCAUGGACUUCAGCAUUCAACCUCACUUUGGAAGCGUCAAUGGUUUGCUGUUGUGUGGAUUGAUAUUAACAGCAAAUAUUGCACCAAAGUUGAUGAUUCUGGGAAUGCAAAUCCUGUUUGGAGAACCAAGUUUGCCAUUCCUGUUGAUGAAUCAGCGCCAAACAUCCAAGAUUUGGCUCUGAACGUUGAAGUUUACAGUAUAGACAGCAUAUUCUUCAGGGAAAAGCUUCAUGGCUCAGCAACGAUUCUUCUUAAUGAGUUUCUUGUCAAGCAGGUAAAGAAUUCUGAGGUGUCAAAUGCAAAACAAGAGGAGGUUGGGAGCUACCAAUUACGAAAGAAGAAAUCCAGCAAGCCAAGAGGUUUCAUUGAUAUUUUAAUUCGUAUUUAUGAGGAAAAGAAAGAGCCAAAUUUCCAUACAGGUUGUAAGGAAGAAAUAGUGCUCUUAGAUUGUGGUGAUAAUACCCAAUUCACCACCGAGGAAGGAUUAAGGCAAGCCUACACGCAGAAGCUGCCACAAGCUUCAAUCCAUCAGCCAGAAAAUCAUGUACAAACAAACGUCCCAGAUUCCCAUUCAGUGCCAUUCACUUCUACUAACUAUUCUGACCCAUAUGUGGGUGAACCAAGCUACCAUGCGGCAACCAGACCAAGCUAUCAACCACCUAGAACUAGAACUCCACCAUCACCACCACCACCCUCAAAUGUUGGCUAUAUUCCCACUUUUAUCCCAAGAAAUGAUGGCUUGCCACCAAGCUACACAUACAUGCGUAACAUGCCACCAUCCAGGGCAGUUUCUGCUCAGAGGGUAUCUCCCGGUGUCGCAAUGGGGAUAGGUGCUGGGGCAUUAGCAGCUGGUGCUGUUAUAUUUGGUGAUGACUUCAUGUCAGGAUUUGAUGUUCCUCCAGGCCUAGGAGAUGCUAAUCUUAACAUAGAAAUUGAUCCUCCUUUCUGAACAAGCAUCAAUCAACUUGAGUAAUUACAUUUGGCUGCACACAGCCUAUCAGCAAACCAGUUGUGGCCAUUGUAUAAGGGUUCCACAUUCUUAAGAUUAAUUGUGCUAAAGAAAAUGCUGAGUUUCAUUUAUAGGUCCGAAAG
Messenger RNA from Gastrolobium bilobum, 1130 nucleotides. RefSeq lists its product as uncharacterized. The transcript is spliced from 2 exons. Lineage: Eukaryota; Viridiplantae; Streptophyta; Magnoliopsida; Fabales; Fabaceae. Bases 1 to 987 code for a protein of 328 amino acids. The record is from RefSeq and is a predicted model, not a curated record. Gene Ontology annotation, biological process: defense response.